This is a messenger RNA of Meloidogyne enterolobii, 881 nucleotides long. The record is from the annotation of a GenBank genome assembly. NCBI's taxonomy places the organism in Eukaryota, Metazoa, Nematoda, Chromadorea, Rhabditida, Meloidogynidae.
UUGCUUUUAUAAGAAGUCUUGUUUAUCAAAUAAAUAAACUCAUUAUGAUGCCAACUUCUGAUUCAGUCCCAAAGUGUUCCAUAGAAUCUUCCAGUGACAACAUAUCGCCCGAGGAACGACCAGAAUCUUUAAAGCUUAAUUCUGCACCAUUUGAUUGCUGUCAUCUUGCACCUCCUACUUCCCUUCUUGGACGAACGUUGUCGGCUUCUGCAAUUGAUUAUCGUGGCGCAUGGCGUAGUAAAAGCAAACAUUUGGCCGGAACCAAAAAUUUUCAGGAACGUUUAAUUUCUUCGCCAGCCACUUCGACUUCUUGUGUUCAGCAAUCCUUGAAACGCAAACUAAGUAAUUCGGGUGUCAUAGCAGGUUCUGAUCUUCCUGAAAUCAAUAUCGGGGGUGAAAAUGCAAAAAUGUUCUUACCACAUCAUACAAUAUUAAAUCAGGAAGGAUUUAUAAGUCGUCCGAGUUCGCCUGCCGCUGCUAUUGUUGCUACGUCACGGGUGCCAAUGCUUACACGAGGUAGAGUUGCAUCAAUUCGGCGCGAAUCAGAUUGUAGCACUGAAAAUGAGGCUGCCCACGAGAAGUUGAUCAAAACUUCGCAGCAAGUCUCUCUUGGCUUUGAGGAUUUUUGUCUGGAUGACAAAUUAUUUGAAGAACGUAAACGGGCCAAAUCUUUGACUGAGCCUAUUUCAGUUUUCACAAAUGCUUUUCUUCCGCAAAGUUCAACUCCUUCGCCAACUCGAAAUGUUGUUGACUCAUUGCAAAAACAAUGCUAUUCUCCAUCAACUCAACAGGUUGUUCGAGCGAAUAUUUCUUAUUCGCCCAUUCCGAGUCCAACAACUCCUGCCAGUCCUUAUAAUCGAAUGAGGUUUAUUUUAGCCUGA